GGGGCGUCGGGAGGGAGGGUAGGGGCGUCGGGAGGGAGAGCAGUCCCCUCGGACGUGGCCCAGAGCUGGUUUCACUACCGAGCGAACAGCGGGGGGCACCUCUUGGGCCAGGGGCACCCUCGGCCACCCGCGCGAACUGGAGUGCCGGGGGGCCAUCGCGGCGAUAAGCGCAGGCGCUCCUCGUCGAGCGCGGGGGCCGGUAUCUGCCACCUGCCGCUCCGGGGGGCCAUGGCGGGCCCCGCGCUGCACUGCUCCUCGUUGCGCGCCACGUGCAGAGCCAGCCGCUCGGGGUCGAGCGCGGCGCCCCGCAGCCGGAGGUACCUCUCCUCCACGCCGGCGAUGAACGCGGCCAUCUCGCGCGGGGCAUGCUCGAUGAUCCUCAGAGCGCGUCUGUCCACCCCCGAAUGUUGAAGGAAUUCCGGACCACGUCCUUGCUGUAGUCCUUCAGGUCGUCCUCGACCUCCACGAGCAGCUCCGCCUCCCGCAGGAAGGCCAGCGCCUUCUCGUCGUAGGGGGCCCCGCGCAGCUGGUACAGCAGCAAGUUCAGACCCUGUAAUCGAAGCUCUUCAGCGCGAGGGCCCGCUGGGCCUCCUCGACCGUCGCGGCGGAGGGGGCGCGGCAGAGGCGCCGCUCCAGCGCCCAGUACUCGAGGCUCCCCACCAUCCUCCAGCUCCCGCCGCACUGCCUCGUCUAGCAGCCCCCGCGCCCGCAGGAAGCGCGUCAGUAGGCCCCGAAGGCCGCGUCGCUGCCCUCCGCCUCCUCUAGGGUGGCGGCGGCGGCCGGGGGCGCGCUGCCGUCGCAGGCCUCCACCUCGGCCUCGUUGCGCUCGUCGCACUCGUAGAGGCUGGCCUCCACGAAAUAGAGGACGUCCAUGAAGUUGAGGAAGGCGUCUACGGGAACUCGGUGGAGGGGGAAGUUCGAAGGAGAAACAACGCCGUAGACACGCAGCCGCGAUCGAGUGGAGAGGGCACGCGAGAGGACACAGUACACUCCCGAGGGGCACACUGCCUCAGGAACGCAGAGGACGUGGGGCGCGAAACGCAGGACACGAGGGUGCCCUUGACUCGUGGAAGGGCCGAUCUACUGAUCCAACUCGGCUGUGAACUUUCGGAGCUCCGCGAGGAUUUCUUGGAUCUGCGCUGGACCCCCUUCCCUGGCGCGCCCCGCACGCCAGGGAAAAGGGCCGAUCUACUGAUCCAACUCGGCUGUGAACUUUCGGAGCUCCGCGAGGAUUUCUUGGAUCUGCGCUGGACCCCCUUCCCUGGCGCGCUCCGCACGCCAGGGAAGGGGGAGCUCCGUCGUUUUCGCGUCAAAGCGAGGGCCUCCGGCAGCCGCUCGGGACGAUCCUGGCACCCCUGGAACGCUCUCGGCCAGGCGUAGCCGCUGGAGAGCAUCCCGAGGCCGGAAAGCAGUCGAGGACCAGCGAGAGCGCCAGAAACCUUCAAGCCUCGAACUUCCGCGCGGAGGCUUGCCAGUUCGUGGUCAUGCGUUUUUUGUCCCUCGAGAAGUACGACCGCACGAAGUCCUCCACCGUGGCCCGGGAGCGCUGCAGCGACGCGAAGCCCAGCGUGGGCCCCGUGGCCGCGCCAGCAUGCUCAUCGCCCAUUCGUUCGGGGGGGCUCCCUGCGCACGCCCUGGAGUGCGAGUGUGCCUGGCCCUGCCUGCUCACGCCUGGAGCCAAGAACGGGCCUUG
This is a messenger RNA of Prorocentrum cordatum, 1693 nucleotides long. The record is from the annotation of a GenBank genome assembly. Lineage: Eukaryota; Dinophyceae; Prorocentrales; Prorocentraceae.